CUAAUAAAUCGUUACUUGCAUUUUUGCUUCCUGUCUUCUAUCCUGACAAAUUUUGCAAGAUUGCAAGAGCAAAAAUUGGUCGAAGAGACUAAUUUCUUUAUGACAACUUGCGGUGUUACAUAUCAUCAAAGCUGAGAAAAGAACACUGUUUACAUGGCUUUUUAAAAAUACCUGGUGGCUGGUGUUUCGCAUCCGUUUGGCCAAUCAGCAUACACUUACAUCACUGAUAGUUCCUAUAGAACUGUUUUAGACCCUGCUCUGAAGUAGGAGCUAAUUUAGUUCCUCCAAAUGGAGAUCCUAGAACUAAAACUGUUCCUAGUUCCUGCGGUGCGAACAUGCCUAAAAGUGGGUAGUUCCACAAUUAGUUCAAGUACUAUCAAAAGGUUCCCGCAGUGCGAAAGGACCUAAUGUGAACAUGUGAAGACUAAGAUGACAGCAAUGGACAUGAGCUGGAAGUUAUUAUUCUUCAGGAAUUUGUUUGUUCCUCCUAGAUACUAAAUAAUUUCAGAUUUUGAACACUUAUGAACAUUUACGAACAUUUAUGAUUAUGAUCUAGCCCUCUGGGGUUCUUCGGUCAUUUAUGACCCAAUUUUUUUUUUUUUAAAUGUUAAAAAUCGUAGCUUCAUUGGAAUGGUCCGAAACUUGGUGACUUUAUUGGUACUUGGUCUAAGUGGUCAUAAAAAAAUAGUCACACUCAGGAUCUUCGGGUCAAAAAUGACCUGCCAUAGGAAAUGAAUGGGAAAUUGGCAAAAAUAUGAAAAUACUGAGUUUUUUUGUGUGUACAAUCUACAAAUCAGCCUUGAUGCAGAAAAAAAGCACACAACAGUGAAGGGGUGAAUCUCUAAAACAUCAAGAGUGCAAAACAGACAAAAAAAUUCACACACACACACACACACAAAAACACACGCACACACAAAUGAAAGUGUGUCAUUGCAAAAGCUAAUUUUGGGAAAUGUGUGAAAUAAAAGCAAUUAUUCAUCAAUGUAAGAAAUAAAGUGCACAGCAAUGAAAGCAUGAGGCUGUAAGCCAUCAAGGUUGCAAAAUAGACACACUCACACACACACACACACAUAGGGAAAUAUGAGACUGGUGAAACUGUAACAGAGAAAUGUGAGAAUAUGUGAAAUAAAAUCAAUGAAUCAAAUAAAGGGGAGACAUUGGAUCCAAAAUGCAAAAGUCACACACCAUGUCUCUCUCUUGAACACACACACACAAGCACGCGCGCACUAGUAACCUUCAGGCGUAUUGCAGCACUUGUUUAUGAAAACAAAAAGCCAAUCACAGCAUUUGUUUAUGAAAACAAAAACUUGGGGUAUAAAUAUUGCCACUUUGAGCCCAGCCCACAGUUCAUUCUCCACAAUGGCUAAGAGAUAUACUGCUCAGGAGACCCUGGCUUAUUUACUACAUAGCAGUGAUGAAGAAGAGGGAACAGAGCCAGAUGAGCAAGUCUCUGAAGAGGAAGAUUUUACAGAGGCUGACCCAAACUUCACUGAGGAUUCAGAGGAGAGAGAAGGCCCUGAAACUUACCUCUCCAAGAACGGGGAAAUACUGUGGACUUCAAUUCCUCACACAAGGACACAAAGGAGAGCACGGGCAGAGGAGGUCAGAAGAAAUGCGCCUGGACCAACAAGGUAUGCCUGUGUAAGGGCUGAAGAUAUCAAAUCUACUUUUGAACUUUUUUUUCCAAGCUCCAUGCAACAAAAGCUUCUUGAGAUGACAAAUUUAGAGGGGUAACGAGUGUUUGGUGAAGACUGGACUAAUAUUGAAUGUAAUGAAAUCCAAGCAUUUAUUGGAAUUCUAAUUCUUGCUGGGGUUUUAAAAUCUCACCACGAAUCUGCAUCCAGUUUAUGGGACAGUGAGAUGGGGAGGGCAAUUUUCCGUACAACCAUGCCACUGAAAAAAAUUGAAACAACUGACUAGGAUUUUACGUUUCGAUGAUAAGAUGUCAAGAGCUGAAAGGAGGGAACAGGACAAACUGGCACCAAUCAGAGAGAUGUGGGAAGACUGGGUCAAAAGAAUACCUCUCAUGUACAGACCAGAUACCAACAUUACAGUUGAGGAGAGCUUGGUGGGAUUCAGGGGCCGGUGUCCUUUCAAUCAGUAUAUGCCAAAAAACCUGCCAAAUAUGGCAUUAAAAUAUGGGCAGCCUGUGAUGCAAACUCGAGCUACUGUUUGAACAUGCAGUGUACACAGGAAAACCUCCAGGGAUGCCACACGAAAGAAACCUGGGAAGGAGAAUAGUCCUGGAAAUGAUGGAUGGCUUUCAAGGGCAUAUUGUCACUUGUGACAACUUUUUUUACUUCAUAUGCUCUUGGCAUAGAGCUCCUAAACAAGAAAAUGAGAAUGAUAGGAACAAUCCGAAGGAACAAGCCAGAGCUGAAAAGUGCUCUGACCAUUCCAAGAGGCCGGGCUAAUUUCUCAUCUCUGUUCGCCUUCACAGAAACACACACCAUCGUGUCGUACUGCCCCAGAAAAAAUAAAAACGUUCUUCUCAUGAGCACUGUGCACGAAGAUGCAGCAGUGAGCGAAAGAGAAGACAGGAAACCUGAAAUAAUCUUGUCAUACAACAGGACCAAAGGGGGAGUGGACAAUCUUGAUAAGAUUGUUGCAACAUAUACCUGCCGGAGGAAGACAGCUCGCUGGCCCAUGGCAGUCUUCUACAAUAUGCUAGAUGUAUUGGCAUACAAUGCCUUUGUCAUCUGGAGGGAAAUAAAUCCCAGUUGGGGACAGGGGGACAACUACAUGAGGAGGCACUUUUUGCAGGACCUAGGAAGAGCGCUCGUGUUCCCCUUCAUUCAAUCAAGGCGGCACAUUCCACGCACCCCAGCCUCUCUGCAACUUCUGAGGAAGGUGCAGGAAUGUGAUGAGGAAGCAGUUUCCUCCACGUCUGGUCCCUCACGAGCUGGUCCCUCCCGAGCUGGUCCCACCCCCACCAAAAGAAGAAGAUGCAGAAAGUGCUUACCACACGAUUUGAAAACAGGCAUCGUUUGCUCAAAGUGCCACAUUCCAAUUUGUAAGGGACACUCUAUUGUGAUGUGUGACAACUGUGAUAAUUAGUUUGUAAAUAAUAUGUAAAUAUAGUUAGAAUGGUUUUUUUUUAUUUCUCUAAUUUA
Molecule: messenger RNA, 3113 nt
Organism: Cyprinus carpio (common carp)
Lineage: Eukaryota; Metazoa; Chordata; Actinopteri; Cypriniformes; Cyprinidae
Exons: 2
Coding region: 2257-3057 (266 amino acids)
Source: RefSeq, a predicted model, not a curated record